CGCUCCGCUGUCGACUCGCCACCUGACACUUGUAAACAAUGGCGGUGACGGUGCGGAGGGUUCUCCUUCCCAUAUUUUUAAUGAGCAUUUUCGCCAGACUGUCUCCGGUUACCUGUACAAACAACCAGCUUGAAGUUAUGCAAGAACAAGAACUAAGACAACUUAUUAUCGACGAGGACUACGUGGUGGUUCUGUUCAGUAAUGCUGGCGACUGCACAGGAAGAUGUGAGGAGUUGGAAGAUACCCUUGCCUCCAUCAGGGAAGAUGUAGUGGAGGCACUUAAUGCUUGGGUGGUACGCACUCACUCCCUGACCCUCUCCACUGAAUAUGGCCUCAACACAAAGAAAACAGGUGACAUAAUAUUUGUAAGGAAAGGUGUUCCACUCCUGUACAGCGGCCCUGCAGAUGAUGAUGAGUACUUGCUGCACUAUCUCAUCACCAACCCAGAGUCCUCCAUUCACACCCUGACUGAUGUCAAUUUUGAGCAUCUGACUCAGGCUGCAACUGGAGCCACAACAGGAGACUGGCUGGUUAUGUUUGCCCGGGCAGACUGUGAUUCAUGUGUCCAGCUGCAGUCUACUGUUGAAGCCGUCGCUGCUGUGCUGAAGAACAAGAAAAACGUGGCAGUGGUUGACCGUGAUGACCAAGGAGGCCAAACCACCCGCAGGUUUGGAGUGAAGACAUUCCCCUCAUUCAUACUGUUCCGGCAAGGUCGCCUGUACCGCUACAUGCUGCCAGCAGUGGAUGCCACCACUCUGGAACACUUUGCCUCUGAUGGCUUCAGAAAUGCUCGGGCAGAGAGUGUUCCUCAUCCCAAGACACCUUUUGAUGAUUUCACUGAAUGGUGUGCUGAUUGGCUGCGAGAAAACCCAGAGAAAGCCUGUCUGGGACUAGGGAUUCUGGCCGUGGUGGUUGCAGGAGCAGUGUUCUUCUGUGUGCAGUCCUCAAGACAAGCUGCUGCCACUGCAAACAAAAAGGCAAACAAGAAGAAAAAAUAAUUGAGAGAAAUAUGUGUUUGGCAGGCCAGGGAUAAGUAGCACUAAGAUGUUAUUUAUUGUGAUAAGAAGUGAGUGAUGUUGCUGGAUGUCCAUGGUGUCAAUCUGUGAAUACAUAGCAGAUUGUUGUAUGAAAAGGAGUCCUUUGUACUUUUUUACAAACAGGUUGAUUGUGAUCACGUCAGAUUUUAGACAAACAUGGAAGUCAUCAUAAUGCACGUUUUGAUACACAAACAUUUGUUUCAUUUGUGAUGCGUCAACGUACAGUUUUUGCGUGUGUCAUCUGUAUAAAGAAAGGAAGCCACAUAUUGGUAUUCUGAUCGAUGUAUUCAAGAGAUAUUUUUUAUCUCUUUUCAUUUCAAAGCAUUUAAUUUCAAUGAAGCCUUGAUGUGAAGAAAAUGCAUGGUGUAAUAUAACAUGCUGUACAAAUAGUGUUGGCUUUCUUGUUGUGAUUUCAUUUAUAUGCUUGAGAAUGAUUAAUACUUUCAUCAAAUUCACAAUAUUAAACAGACAGGUUUUCUUACCAAAUUAGCCUUUUAUUCAGCAUCCAAAUAUCUAAGUAACAGUCAGUAGUUCUCUCAAUGUGUAAUUAGUUGCCAGGCACUUGAACAGUAUUGGUCUCUGGCAACAAAACUCAGUAUUAAUUUUUGUCUGGUACUGAGCAGCAAAUUGACUGAUGGAUCUUGCACCACUAAUAUAUAUAUAUGAAGUCUGUGUAUAAGCUUUGUUAAAAUUGUGGAUUAUUACCUACAACUCAGUAUAUCAAAUGGAAUGGAUAUAAUUUAAGAAAAAAAUCUUUCACCUCCAUUCCAGAACUGAAUGGAUUUAAGACACAUGGCUUGUGGCAUCUGAUCUGUUUUAGCCUCAAAACAAUUCCCACUAUUACUUGCAGACUUAUCAUCACUGAGUACUCAGACAGGCUUGCCAAUCAGUCAGUCUCUCUCUCUCUCUCUCUCUCUCUCUCUCUCUCUCUCUCUCUCUCUCUCUCUCUCUCUCUCUCUCUCUCUCUCUCUCUCUCUCUCUCUCUCUCUCUCUCUCUCUCUCUCUCUCUCUCUCUCUCUCUCUCUCUCUCUCUCUCUCUCUCUCUCUCUCUCUCUCUCUCUCUCUCUCUCUCUCUCUCUCUCUCUCUCUCUCUCUCUCUCUCUCUCUCUCUCUCUCUCUCUCUCUCUGCAGGACUUGGAAGAAUUAUUAAAAUUACUCACAAAUAUUCAGCCAAAUUGGAUGUCUACAAGGCCCAAAUAUAGUAACUUGCAACUUGCACUUCUGAUAAAGCAAAAUGUAGUAAUUUUCAGCUUGCUGAUCUAGGUCUAGAUUCAGUAGUAGCUGGGGAAGUAACAUGCUCAACAUUGAUACAAGAUACACAGGUAUAUUGUGUGUGUGUGUGUGUGUUGAGCUCCAUUCCAUUAUGUAAUAAUCUGCACAAGUUACAUUGCUACAAACAAAUUUGAUUUUAAACUGACCAGUUUGCAAAAUAGAGUCCCAUUUUCCCAUUAUUUCUUAUGGACUAAAUGCACACUUUUUCUUGUGGAGGUGCCACAGGGUCGGCAGACACUGACCUCAAUCUUCGGGAAACCACUGCUUGUAGGAUUAAAGUUUCCCAGCUAAAUGUCACCACAGAAUAUGAAUUUCAUAAGAAAUGUGCAUGCUAGACUAGGUGAUGCAAUGCUUCUUUGGGUUUGGAGAAGAGUGCUACUAGCCUCCAUAGCUCUAUCACUAGCAGAAGCUCUUGUUGUAAUGGUACAUAUCACUGGCCUAUAUCACCUGCAGCACCAUGUUAAUGUGGAUCAACAAUUCAGUGUCAAUAAAAUGGCUGUACCAUCUAUACUUGUAUAAAGAUUGAGCACUGAAGGCCAAGUAAGCAACAUAUGACAAAACAACGUAAGCUUGAAUAAUUUUUCGUCUGCAAGAUUGUUUUCAGUUGACUCUUUAGUCUUUUCUCAUGUAUCUCAUGUUAAUUUUAGUACAAAUCUAUUAACACUCUUAAGUGUUGUGUUAUAAUGUUUAGUAAAUAUAUCUACAGUGCAAUCCCAAAACUCUUAAAACAAGUGAUAACAAAUGUUCACAAUCAAUGCAUCAAUGAUGCACUGAGCCACAUAAAUAUACAUGCUUACAUACAUACAUUCCACUGUGCUACAUAGAGUAAAUGAGUAUGAAAUAAUCAUGGUGGCUCACUACAUUAAAGAAAAUAAAAAUCUUCAUUGUUCAUGAGAGAAAGAAACUGCAAGGAUGCUUUACAUAAUAUACUCACAUGAAAAUGUACAUGUAUAGGCUCAGAAGAACAAAUGGUGGUUUCUGUGAUGACUCUUUGGCAAAGUACAUUGCAUCAUAAUUUACUGCUCCAUUACCAGCAACUCAAAAGCGGGAAUCAUCCUGUACCCAAAGCACAUCACCAAUUGUUGAAUUCUUGUCCAAAUAUCAAAGGUCAACUUUAACACAGGAUAAAAUUUUACAUGACCAUGCAAAGCAUUCUGUCCAUGAGAAAACAGUUUGGGAGUAUUCACUUCUGCAGUUGAAUAAAGGCAAACUAGGUGUUAUAAUUAUAACAUACUGUUUGACGUAAAGACUGCUCUACCAUUUUGGUAAUUUGUGAUAGUAUUUCUCCUAUUCUCCUUAUUAAAUGAGACACAACUCGCAAGUGACAUUAAUUCCUAUGACCCUUGUUCACACAAUAUCAGAGUAUUCACACAACUUCUUGAAAAAGGUACCUUUAGGUUGAGAUGUUUUAUGACACUUCACUUUUAACUGAGAGAAGGGGAAGGAGUCAGAUCCAGAAAGUGGUUUGGGCAUAGUCAGGUCAAGAUGUUCUAGAAAAGACCUAGCUGUGAUGCAGUGAUCUCAGUACCAGAUUCACAAAGACUUUGAAAUUUAAAGCUCCUGCUGGUGCUUUAAAAGUUCCUCUUAUGCAUCAGCUGUAUUAAGUGUUACCAUAUGAUGAUCUUAUGUUUUAAUGGUAACAUUGUUUUGUUAUAAAAAUGUGUCCUGUAUAAUUUCAUGGCAUCAAGCAAGGAAUGCUUGAGCUUCAUGCUGGUUAACAGCUUCUUCAGCCUCAUUCUUACUGAUGGGAGGAUAUGUAUUGUGCCUCUUUGCUUACAUUUUCUCACAA
Scylla paramamosain (green mud crab) is the source of this 4098-nucleotide messenger RNA. RefSeq lists its product as uncharacterized. The coding region runs from base 39 to 998 and encodes 319 amino acids. The transcript has 6 exons. The record is from RefSeq and is a predicted model, not a curated record. Lineage: Eukaryota; Metazoa; Arthropoda; Malacostraca; Decapoda; Portunidae.